Colletotrichum karsti is the source of this 1323-nucleotide messenger RNA. RefSeq names its product pectinesterase precursor. The coding region runs from base 1 to 1323 and encodes 440 amino acids. The record is from RefSeq and is a predicted model, not a curated record. The transcript has a single exon. Lineage: Eukaryota; Fungi; Ascomycota; Sordariomycetes; Glomerellales; Glomerellaceae.
AUGCAACCGACCCCCGACAAUUUUGAUGAAACUGGCCUGCCAGGUUCGAAUCCUGCGUCGUCAUCAGCCUCUCCCAGUCAUCGGCCGAUAGAUCUGGCCUUACCAUCACCCCGACCAUCUUACUCCUCGCAAGACGAAGACGACCGUGAGGCUGGAGGAGUGACCGAGCACGACGAGCACGGUAGCCACCGCACCCAACCAGCAGCGGCCAUCCCUGCUUCGUCCGCUCCACGGGAAAAGCCCCCGACGCCCUGGAAGGCUCUCAAGGCUUGUAGAGGUUUUGACCUGCGCACAUGGGUUUCCGCAUUGGGAAGCGAGCCGACGACAGCAAUAGCUUCGCCCUCUUCGUCGCCGUCCCCGGUGUUGUUCCCACUGUCCACCGCGGCAACCCACAGCUGCGCCCGCCGCGAUGCCACCUUUCACCGUUUUCCCGACUUGCCCUACGAGCUGCGUUCCAAGAUCUGGCGCAUGCACCUCGCCUGGCCGCGCAUCGUCGUGAUACGCGGCGUCAUGGACUGCAGCUCCGGCGUCGAGGCAUCCGGCAACGAGCUGGGCAACGUCGCCUGCAACGCCCACUGGUACUGCGAGAACAGGAGCCCCGUCCUCUUUCGCGUCUGCGCCGAAUCCCGCGGCGAGGCGCUGUCGUUUUUCAGGAUCCAUCUGCCCAUGCGCUCCCCCGACCCGGACCGCCAUGGCUUCCCGUACCUGAAUCAGCGAAACCCGGCGUGGGACCGGAUCUACAUCAACCCCGACUGGGACCUCGUCCUCUACCAGGGCGCCAGCCGUACGCUUACCAUGCCCAUCCUUGCCAGCGACCUGUUGGCGUACGACCCCAAGGGCAAGGGCGUGGCGCACUACGGGUCCAACGACUGGCCCAGGAGCAUCUGGCAGGUGAAUCCGGAUCCCGGCUUCGGCAUGGCCACUCUAAACGAAUCGUUUGCCUUCCUCAAAAGCUUCGUCCUCUGCACGAGGUCUACGUCAGACAUGGCCCGCCCGCUUGGCGAGGGCUACAUCCAUGCCGUGACUGGCGAGAUUGGCCAGGCCGGUAUGCGGAUGGUCGAUUGGGCGGCGCACUCGCGCAUGCUAAUGCGAACGCCGGGUAACAGCAUGAUCCGCAAGGCGCUGGCCAUAGGAAAAGAAGUUGACCGAUCUGUUGUUGAUGAUCUCGUCACCGUCGAAAUGACCACGCGCAUCCGCAACACCUCGUUGGCGAAUACCCUCUCGUCGUCGACGACAGGAUGGGUGCUCCAGCUGGCCUGGCAGCCUCCCAACCGAACCAUAUCCCAUGUCAUGCACCUGACCACGGGUCCGUUGGCGGCGUGA